AUGGCUGCCUUUUGCGAUUUACACAAGAAUAAUUAUACUAGAGCAGUAAUUGCUAUUCUUUUAUUUCAUCUUAUAUAUUGUCCUGUUAUAGCAGCAGCCAAUAUCGACAAUAAUUAUGGUGGCUUCAGUGCGCAUCUUAUUCGAAUAAAUUUCAAAAAUCCACCAUUGCACAGACCCAGACACCACAAAUCUGGUCGACGUUUGAUAGGUCCAGACACGCCACAAGCUACACUACAAACUGAUCCAGAUAAACAAGAUGGACAUCUUAUGAAGCUCUCCGUAGGAACCCCGGCCUUCGAUAUCUAUUUAGCAAUUGAUACAGGCAGCACUCUAUUAUGGACACAUUGCCAGCCAUGUCAAACUUGCAAAGAGACGAAACAUGGCAUGUUUGACCCGAAAAAAUCCUCAACUUAUAAGGAUGUUCCUUGUUCUGCUGGUGAGUGCAAAAUUCUCGGCCAGUUCGAACAAGAUGAUGGCUAUUGCAAAGAUCCUAAAGACACUUGCAGGUAUUAUUUCGAGUAUUUAGAUACGACAUUCUCUACAGGUGUAAUGGCUAAAGAAACAGUUACCUUAAAUACCACAUCAGGUAAGGCUGUAACCCUAAAAGAUAUUCUUAUUGGGUGUGCGCAAGAGCAGAAAGGUGCUACUUACACGGACGAUGAAAUGGGAAUAAUUGGGCUUGGAGGAGGGAACUUGUCAUUUGUUUCUCAAAUUGCUCCCUAUGCUGGAGGCAAAAAAUUCUCUCAUUGUUUCGUGCCUAGGGAUGCUGAUCCCAAUAUCGAAAGCAAGAUCAAUUUCGGAAAAGGGAGUGAAGUUGUGGGUGAAGGGGUGGUGUCCACACCAUUGCUCGAAUCACGCGGGGAUGCUUAUAUGAUCGAAGUAGAAGGAAUUACUAUUGGAAAUGAUUUUGUUCCGUUUAACUCAACAGGGACGACAAUGCUUGAAAUGAGGAUCGACUCUGGCACACCGAAAACAUAUAUACCUCAAGAUUUUUUUCACCGGGUGGCAACUCAGUUCAUGAAGACAUUUGAUACACUUGAUUCGAAAUUGGAUUCUUUCAUUUCAGAUGACGAGAAAUAUGAUGAAAGUCACCUUUGCAUCGAGGGUACGACGAUUCCAAAAGAACCGAAAGUGGCUAUUAAUUUCAAGGGUGGUCAAAAAUUGCAGUUCACGGGGGAACAAAUAUUUUUUCCAAACAAAGAUUUAAACUUAACCUGCUUUGGAAUGUCGAACACCACUUCACAGGACCUCACUGGUGACCACUAUGGUAUUUAUGGAGGCAAUAUUCAGAGAAAUUUCUUGAUUGGUUUUGACCUAGAUAAAAAUGUGGUCUCCUUCAAGCCAACUAAUUGCAUAACCAAUGGUGGUGGUGCUGAUUAA
Rosa rugosa (rugosa rose) is the source of this 1380-nucleotide messenger RNA. Its product is annotated as aspartic proteinase CDR1-like. Gene Ontology annotation, cellular component: extracellular region. The record is from RefSeq and is a predicted model, not a curated record. NCBI's taxonomy places the organism in Eukaryota, Viridiplantae, Streptophyta, Magnoliopsida, Rosales, Rosaceae. Bases 1 to 1380 code for a protein of 459 amino acids. The transcript has a single exon.